ACAUGUAUAUUUUACUAUUAUCGCAUGUCUCAUGUCUUCGCGACGAUCAGAAUAAAAAAAACAGUGAAUAAUGCCGACUCGUGCGAUCUCACAAUUUCCAUUGGUCUCCCGAUAAAUACAUCGACUUAAUCCCCUAGGAAUCCCCCAAUCCCACGGGCAAUCUCCCUCAGUAUCCCAUACAACAGUGUUCACUCUGCAUAAAAUUUCAAGCCCCAGAGUUUCUCCAAUACCUCAAAUAAAGAGAAUGGGAAGUGCUUCAGUCACCGAAAACAUCCAUCGGAAUAAGAUAGUAAAGUUUCGCGUAACAAGGUGCAGUGAGUAGGAAUGGUAUCGCCGCCAAAGUUCCAGAACCAGAAGCAAAAUCCACCGUCCAAGGACAACAAGCGUGACAACAAGGCCCACAUCCGUUUGCAAAAAGGGACCAAACCGCUGGGCGGUAAAACCUACUACCUCGACAUCAAGAAUCAUGGAAUUUCCAGCAAACUAGAGGCUAGAAUAAAGGAUUUGGGUGGGGCAGUUGAAUUAUUCUUGGUUAAGAGUGUGACUCUCGUUGUGAGUGAUAGUGCCGGAAAAUCAGAGCAGCCACAUUGCGAUAAACGAAAAUGGGAUUACGCCAGUGGAGGGAGCGGGGGACCUCCCUCGCUAAGGAGUAUAGAGAUCAAAACGCCAACUCUGACGCCUCCAACGCCGUCCUUGAACGGUGAAUGUCCCCUCUCAAACUCGACAAAUACAAGGGGUCAAACUGCCCAUAGAACCAAAUCGCGAGUGGAUGCAAUGUUGGAACGUGCUCUGACACAGCCGCAAAAGUGUUCAGUAGAUCCUCUCGAUAACGCCCAGAGCUGGGGCAUACCAAUCUGGACAAUCGGAAGUUUUCAAAUUUGGCUGGACAAGAUAUACACAUCGCUUCGAGAAAACUCUAAUCUAAAGUGCAUUCGUCGAAACAAUUCAAUUGAAAAAGACAUUAAAGUUAAAGAAUUCGACAAGUCCUACAUAAAGUUUGAGUCUUUCAAGAGAGAGACAAGGCCUGUUUUUCUCGAGUUACCAGUGUGGCCUACCCUGAAUUUUGAAGGUGAUCCGGGCUCUUGUCCUUUUGAUAAAAAAAAGUGUUACAUCAAGCCAGAGAAAAAGGAUAAGUCCGACUCUAAGAAAGACAUGACACGUAGAUCACGUGCUCUGGCAACGAGGGCCAGAAGAUCCGAACAAUUGGUAGUUGGUUAUUGUGAAAUCUGUAGAAUUGACUAUGGAGAUCUUAGUAAACACAUUCAGAGUGACAAACAUCUUGCAUUCGUUCGCAAUGAUGAUAAUUUUUUAUCACUCGAUACACUCAUCAAUUCAGGCGCAAGUGUAGAGGCUUUCCUCAAGCUCAAUCAGACUGACGAUGUUGGACAGGAUUUAUUUCACAAUGGAACUGAUAAACUUCACGGUGUUGUUAUAAGAAAUUCCAAAUCUGAUAAAACAGUUAAAUCGGACAUCAACGAUUACCACAUUGAUGAAUUAAAAAUGGUGCAGUGCAAUGGUGCAAGACGUAAGCUUAAUCUUAAAUUGAGCUCACCCCACAACUUACGCGCGCGUACCAAACACGAGAGUGGACAUCUGCUUCGUUCAAAAGGUAGUCCUAGGCAUGAAGUUGAAAAAUCUGAUAAAUUUUAUGAUAAGUUUGAUGGUUUCACAAUUAAAAAACGAGCCAAGGGAACAAUAUGGCUCGAGGAAGAUGAUCCACCGGAGAAUAAACCCUGUGUCGAGGAUGAGGUAGACGCCAAAAGUGCAAUUGUGGAAGAGAAGAGCCCACUGAGCGAGCUGAACGAUGGUACAUCGAUAAAGGGUAAAGAUCGUAGUCAGAGUGAGAAGAAAUCUCAAUUAUCUAAAGUAGAAGAGAGGAAGGAUAAGAAAUAUCCCUCCGAGAAUGGACGAGAUGAGCCCGCGUUAGAUUCACUGGUCUCUAAAGUAGUCAAUGGGGACUCCAGACUGGAUGCAGAGCCGGCGGAGAAAUCUCCAGGAAAAGCAGUCCUCGUAAACGGCUCAUCGAAGUCUCCGGCAUUGAAUGCCACAGAUCGACUGAAUCCUGUUGAAGCGAAGCCCAAUAAGGACACAAUAGAAGAGAUUGAGAUUAAAGUACUAGACUGUGCCCCAUUAAAAUCCCCUGAAAAACCUCAACGGUCCGCGAGAAUCUCAGAAAGUGAAAAACAAGAAGAGAAAUGCAAGCCAAAAUUCCCAAAACGUGCUAUGAGGUCGAUGAGAACGCGUCAGAGACUAUCUGUUGAGGAGCGUUUGAUCGAGGAUAAUCGUGCUUACUACAAAGUUGAGGUACUAGGUAACAAGUUACGAUCAAGUACAGCUCACUGGAAUAAUGCCUCAAGUGUAGCUACUCUGAAGGACCCGAAGGAGCUUGAAAAUCAGAGGGAGUUAGAAGAUGCGGUUAAGAAGGACGAUGAGCCAUCGAGUGAGAAACCGGUGGUGGUGAGAUUCAAGAGAGUGAGAAAAUCAGAGCUAUCCUUGCUGAGUGACGAGGCUGAAUCGUUCAUGUUCGGUGAUUCAAGACGAGACGACUCAACAGACGCUAGUGAGAAUGGGGAUGACAAUGGCAGCAGCAGCAGUGUCUUACCAGUGGACACUGAGAGUGAUUGUGAACGUCGAACCUCGUCAAUUAUCAUGUCAUCACCAACGGCUAGUCCUGUUAAGCAAGAACCUAUGGACGAUGAUUCCCAAGAUUCAAUGUACAUGGGACGUGCGAGGAAGAGAAGACGUACACAGGCGGAGGCAUUGAUAAAGGAUAAUACAGACUAUUAUAAAUUUGAGAUACCUGGUAGUAGACUGAGAUUUCAAGGCUCACCAACGGCAACAGGAGAAGAUUUAUCCAGUAGUAUUGUUAAGAUUUUUCAAGACGAUGAACCUCCCAAAGUGAGCUCCCCUCAAAUCGAACGAGAAACAGACAAUGGGAAGAAAAAUGAGGAUAAGAGUGAUAAUAACGAGAAUUGCGAAAAGCUGUAUCCGUCCAAGCCAUCAGCUGAAGUGGAAAAAAUGAAAUUUUCUUUUGAAUCUGUACCGAAAUCUGAGCCUUGGUAUCAAACUUAUCAGCGCCAAGACGAAGGCGCUGAGUUUUGGCAUUUUUCCAGUGAAUCAGAUUGGAAAAAGCCCUUUCUACUGCCCUACGAGAUGGAAAAUUUUCACGAGAAUCUACUCAAGCUCUAUCAGAAAAACGAUGCGAGGAAGAGAGUCAGGGCGAUUAAAGCAAGUUGUCUUGGAAAAUCACCCAGGAAGAGUCCGAGAUGUCACGCCUCUACUCUGGCGAUAAUGUCAACGAUAAUUCGCAAGAGAGAACAGCAGUCGCAUUCGUCGAGUACCAGUGUAGCAGAUGAGGAAUCGUGCUCGCGAACGACAACACCAAAACCCGAUAAGCCUGAUAAAUCGGAGAAAUCAAGCACUGAUCUUGAGAUUCACAAAAUAGUCAAGAGCAUUGAUGACAUGCUAAAUGCUGAUGCUGGUGUUGUUGAUGAUUCCUUCGAGCUCGACACAAUGGAGACUAUUAUCGAAAACGAACCGCCCGAGCCUGAGAAGGACUUCAAGAGCCCCUCGUCGUGUCCCUUACGAAUACCUGGAGCGCCAGAUAAUCUUCUAGAUCUUUUGGAAAAUUGCCAUCAGCACAUGGCAGGAAUAGACAAUUCAUCCUGCGCUAGCUCUGAAUGUGGAGAGUUGCUCAUUGAGUCUCCCUUGAAGCGAAGGAAACGACGGAAAAAUCGGACCGGCUGGCCGGGUAGAAUCCGCAGGAGACUACAAGUCAAGCCAAUAAUCACUCAGGACGUUGAUUCUGAACGGGAGAACCUCCCAGCGCCGUCCCAUCGGCAUCAGAGUACAGCUGGAGAAGAAGAGGAGGAGGAGGAAGAGGAAGAUGAAGAGGAGGAAGACGACGAGGAGUUCGCUCAAGAAAGGGAUAAACUUGUAAAAUGCGAUCGAACAAAAGCCUCAAGUGACUUUGACGAGUGUAUCCCAUCCAAGUGUGAACAGGAGAAAGCGUCUAACGAUGAGAAUCAUGAAAAUGUGUUCAGGAAUGACAACAAAUCAUCCCCAACGAAGCAGCAUAUUGUGUCGAAAUCCACGACUCGAAGACGUCGCGAUACAGUUAGAGAAUCAGGAAGGCCGUCCUCGUCAGAGGCAAUGGAUUCACAUUUUGAAAAUGAAAAUGAUGAUUCUGGGUUUAGAAGGAAGGGUCAAUCGACGAUAAUAUCUCGAAAGAAUUACACCGCUGGAACAUUAGCUAAUAAACGCAGACAGCCUGAGGCUGACGAUCGUGAGAGCAAAACUACGGACAUAACUGAAGGUGAAACAAAUUCAGUUGGUAGUCAGAGUGAUGCAGAAUGCAUGAAAAAAGAAUGUGCCAAUUCUACAAAAAGUAUAAAAAAGUCAACGAUGAAGACACGAACGCGUCAGCACAAAGGUAGCUCGGGUGACUCGACAUUUGACAAGGAACCGUGCAAAAAAGAAUCUUUAGAUCCAGAAAUCGACAGUCCACUAUCUGAGAGAAUAACACCAGUCCCCCAACCGACGGGGGAAAUGCAACAGAGACGUGCCAGCAUUGAAUUUCAGCCUGUUGUCAGGGUUAGAAAAAUCGACGAUCAAGUGGAUAUGGAUCACAGUAUUUUGUCGGUUACAGUAGCGAGUAAUCGACGAUUGAGAAGUUCCACAUCACCGAGAUCUCGUAAUUCACCCCCCGCGAAGCGUUACAAAAGAUCAAGGGGUCCAUUCGGUAGAUGGAUGAAAGAGAGUUGAGAGGGCAGUUUGAAAUCAGUGGUUUUAACAAAGGAACUGGUGUAAAAAAAAAUAAUUACAUUUUUAGUAAUUUUUCCUGUGAAUAUUGAACAUUUAAUCACCAUUAGGUUAAUGAAGACAGUUAAAUUUUAAUGUACAAAGUGAGAAGAUCCGUAUUUGUCUUAUGUACUUUAGUAUUUAACGUCCUUUCAUAUUGUAAAACCCUCGAUUGUAUUAUUAUCAUUAUUAUUAUUAUUAUUAUCACGAUUAUCGUUAUUGCUUUUCUUUUCAAAGCUAAGACUACAGCUUUUCAUGAAUCAUUGUUUUGACGAGAGAUAGAUCGAAUUAAUAGAUUUUGUAAUAUUUUAUUUUUUUUCCCCCCUCUAAAAAUGUAAAUAUCUUUUUUUUUUAUUUCUCCCCCUCCUCCCUCAAUGCUACGGGAUUGAAGACUGGAUACAGCUUUACGAUACUGGUAUUUCUCCUCAAAAUCAUAUUUCCUGUCAUUUUCUUGUGAGGUACGAGCCCAAGGACAUUAAUAAACUAUAUCAUGUUUUUUUUACAUCAGGCUUUAUUGUUUAUUUUCCAUUCAAACAUGUGUAUAUCAUUGUUUUUUCAUAUUUUAUAGUCGCAUUAAUGGAAAAUAUUUCAUUGUAAAAAAGAAAAAUACAGGAUGAAAUAUCAGAGUCACUCUAAUCCCUCUCGUUCCUUAAAUUCUCUCUUCAACUCCAAUAAUUUAUUUCUCUUUCGAGUACGAUCUGCCGCUUGUUUAGCAAGCAACUUGCGCUUCUGAUUGUCCAGUGAAUAUUCACCGUUGAUUUUAUCGUCCAGCUUCGUUAUUAAUAUUUCACGAGCUAUUUUCUUGUUGUCCCACAAGCUUCUCGUUUGAUGACAUUUGACUACUAGUCCACUAGGUUUGUGCUUCAGAACAACAGCGUUGUUUGUUUUAUUCGUCGCCUGACCACCUGGACCACUACCCCUCACAUAUUGCUCCUCAAGAUCAUUCUCGUCUAGUUUAGGGACUCUAGAGAAGUCUAGAAAUUUUUUGAAUGACUUAAAACGAACCUGGAUUACCAGAAAUCUACUUAACAUCAUUCACUUCAGGCGCCGUCUAGAUAACUCUCUUGUUCCUUAGCAAUUGUUGACCUUUCUGAGGAAAAUAUUUUUAUUAGAACUUGAUUUAGUAAUUCAAUACGACGUAGGAGUUAGUAUGUACCUCAAUGUGAAACCGAAUGUCUUUAAUGUCCUCGAGCGAUCGAUUUUGCAAGAAAUCUUUUCGCACUCUGUGCACAAAAUAUUUUUGAUCUGUAAAUUUCAAUUGCGAGCUGUAUCUGAGCAGAUCUUUAUACAAUUUGAGGGCUUCAGUUCGCAUUGUGGAUCGAUUCAGUCUUCUCUUUAUUCAUCAGAACCUCAAGUUCUUCACAAUUCACUUCAGUUGUGAUAUCUCACACGUGUUUUUAGGUUCUUUACCAAUAAUGCAGUCACUCGACAAAAGUUUAGUCGAUAAAACAGUAUUCUGCAGUGUCCCAGAGAUGCAAAUCCCUCCAAAGUUCCUGAGUGAAUCUGAGGAAGUGACAUCUGUGGUCAAAGAGGACACACACAAGCGCAAAGAUAUACCUGGAUAUAUACAAUGUAAUGCGAAUUUUAGAUGAAAAAAAUAUUUCUCUGCAGAUAAGCUAGAAAUUAAAUUUACAAUGUAUGAAACAAUUGUUGUAUUGGCGGUUCAGUGCUCAUGUUAAGUACCCUUACGAUGAUGUCUCCAACGACACGCGCUGUGCAUCUGUGAUACCAAUUCUCAUGCAAAUAAUGCAUAAAGUAAACAGUUUUAUCAAAUAUCAAGUGCCAUGAAAAACUAUAAUUAUAAAUUCUAAAGGGUCAAAUUGAAAAUAGAAAACUUCAGCCCAUCUACCUUGGAAAAAUAAUAGUAAUUCUUCUCGGUUAAUUGUAUUACUAUUGUGAAUUUUACAUGGUCGCGAAGAUCAAAGUCCGUUGACACCUCGAGGUUUUUGUGAAUUAGGAACAUAGG
Diachasmimorpha longicaudata is the source of this 6766-nucleotide messenger RNA. RefSeq names its product titin homolog. NCBI's taxonomy places the organism in Eukaryota, Metazoa, Arthropoda, Insecta, Hymenoptera, Braconidae. Bases 325 to 4764 code for a protein of 1479 amino acids. Gene Ontology annotation, molecular function: zinc ion binding; protein serine/threonine kinase activator activity; nucleic acid binding. Gene Ontology annotation, cellular component: Dbf4-dependent protein kinase complex. Gene Ontology annotation, biological process: regulation of cell cycle phase transition; positive regulation of nuclear cell cycle DNA replication. The transcript has 4 exons. The record is from RefSeq and is a predicted model, not a curated record.